GCUCUGGAGAUACAACGGAACCACAGACACCGCCGACUUUGCACGGAUUUGGCUUUACAAAACCCACCUCCCCUGCAACCACAACCUCGGAAUCUGGUAGAUAUUGGUGCUAUUGAAGAGAAAGAGUCAUUAUAAAACAAAUAAAAAAAUAAAAAAAACUGACCAGUUAGAGGCAAAAGGAGGCGUCUGUGCACAUCGACGGCCGUUAGCGAGCUCAGCUAGCCGCAUCGCUAGACGUCGAGCUGAAUUAACGAGUGUUUUUUAAUUCACAUCCACAUCCGUAAAACUGAGCGAUACAACAGAAUCUCAGCGCGUUCGGCGGAGCUAUCCGGCUCUUGCACUGCAGGCCUGUGUGUGGGUGCCGAGAAUGCUAAAGGAUGAGUCAGAGGGACACCCUUGUUCAUCUCUUUGCUGGAGGCUGUGGGGGCACUGUGGGUGCUAUACUGACAUGUCCAUUGGAGGUGGUGAAGACGAGGCUGCAGUCUUCGACGGUGACGCUGUACAUUUCUGAAGUGCAGCUCAGUACUGUGAAUGGGGCCAGUGUGGCCCGUAUGUCUCCACCGGGGCCUCUGCACUGUCUCAAGUUAAUACUGGAGAAAGAAGGUCCUCGCUCACUAUUUAGGGGGCUGGGACCCAACUUGGUGGGAGUGGCUCCGUCCAGGGCAAUAUAUUUUGCUGCCUACUCCACAGCCAAAGAGAAGUUGAACAAUGUGUUUGAUCCUGACUCCACACAGGUGCACAUGCUGUCUGCUGGUUUAGCAGGGUUCACUGCCAUCACAGCGACCAACCCGAUCUGGCUUAUUAAGACUCGGUUGCAGCUUGAUGCCAGGAACCGUGGUGAAAGGCGCAUGAGUGCAUUUGAGUGUGUUCGGCGGGUCUAUCAGUCAGAUGGGUUACGGGGAUUCUACAGGGGCAUGUCUGCUUCCUAUGCUGGCAUAUCAGAGACUGUCAUUCAUUUUGUUAUCUAUGAAAGCAUUAAGCGCAAACUCAUGGAGUCCAAGGCCAAUGCUAAUAUGGAUGAUGAAGAUGAAUCUGUAAAAGAUGCUUCAGACUUUGUUGGAAUGAUGCUGGCUGCUGCCACAUCCAAAACGUGUGCUACAUCAAUCGCUUACCCCCAUGAGGUUAUACGUACAAGACUACGUGAGGAGGGCAGCAAGUACCGAUCGUUCUUCCAAACUCUAAACAUGGUGUUUCGGGAGGAGGGUUACAGAGCUCUGUAUCGAGGCCUCACCACUCACCUGGUCCGACAGAUCCCCAACACCGCUAUCAUGAUGUGCACCUAUGAGCUGGUGGUCUACCUGCUCAAUGGUUAACUGCUAGAGCGAGAGAGACAGGGAAAGAGAGGGAGAGAGUGAGAGAGAGAAAGCAAGACAAACAGGGUGAGAAAGUGAAAGCUAGAUGGAGACAGAUAUAGUGACAUUGUCCCAGGCUUAGAUCAAAGGAAGUAGAAAAAAAAUCUAGAAACGCAUUGUUUACCCAGACCUCCAGAGGGUGCUGUAGUCUCAUAGAGAAAGAGAAUGGGAGGGAUUCAAGCCUGUCAGACUGGAGUGUGUUUCUUAAAGAAAGACUGAUGGUGAACAGACAUGCUAAAGCAGUCUGUCCAUUUGUUUCUCUUGAAAUGUUUUAAGAGAAGUCAGUUUUGAAAGGACAAUAAAAGAGGGGAAUGCUUGAAAAAAAAAAAGGAAUUGGCAGAAUUCCUUUUACAGUCAGUCAAAAAAAUAAUGGAUUUACAUUCUUGGUUAUUGUUUCAUUUAAUUUAUCCUUUCACUGUCAUUUCAUUUCAAAAAUCUUUUUAAUCUGAGCCAGUGUUAAAUGAAACUCUGAUUUCCCCCCUCUUUAAGAAAAGAAAAACAGCUUGUUCUGAAGAUCUGAAGUGGCUAAAGGUCUUUGAAGGAAAAAAGUAGCACAAUAAUUGUGUUUUCAAGUAUUUAAAAUGUUUGCAUUUUUCUGUUUUCUUUCCAGUUCAGUUCCUCACCAAGUUUCAUAAAGACAUUUUGCCUUUUCAGAAGUUCAAGCAUUACCCUCUAGAGGUUACUUUCCUUUCUUACCUAGCCAUGCAGAUGGUUGUCCACGCACAAAUGUCCGUGUGCUGUCAUUAAUUCAUGGUCACAUGAUCUGUGGCCCCUCAUGUGCUUCAAACUGAAGUGUUUGUUUUUUGUUAGGUUUAUUUUAAGUUUAACCAUACUUAUUUUGUGUGUGUGUGUGUGUGUGUGUGUGUCGUACUGUUGUCUUAAUAUCAGUAUAUAGUAUAUUCUGGGUGGUAUUUUUAAUUGGGAGAUAUUGUCCUGCUUGCAUCACUGGGCGUUUUUACUAAAAAGGAGCGUGCUCAACAGUUCUCUGCUGCAAAAGCCUCUACUUGAAUUCCGGGUGUCGAAUUUUCCAAUGAGCUUUGUUUCUGUGUUCGAUUUGGAGUGGCUAACCACUUAUUAACAACAUGCCACAUUGCAAAAUAAUGUGUAGUAAGGCAAUAGAGUCAUUCAAAGUCGGUUGACUCUUCCCCUUUCCCAUUCCUGUGGGAAAUCAAGCUGAAAAAUUAAUGUCCCAUCCUCUGGAUUCCCUGUAACAUUGGCUUUUGACUGACAGUAUAUGCACUUUGUGGCCUGUCUAGGCUUGCGCAAAUUAUUAUUUUUUUUUUUUUUUUUUUUUUUCCUGUUUCCUGUUUGGGACUAUUUUAAUUUACAUUGUAAAACAUAGUGUUACUAUGUAAGCAAGACAGUGUUUUGCUGAACAGUUCCCUUUGGAAGCUAUUGUACAGUUCAGUGUACUAAACUUUUAGUGAAGGAUAUUCUUGUAUGUGUAUAUACUGUACGUAUGCAUAUCAAUUAUCUAGUGUUCAUAACUUAAGUCCUCUGAUUAUGCAGUAGUUUGCAGUUACAAAAGUGUUACUUGAAUGGCUGCAUUUGUUUGAUAGAUCUGUUGCAGAAGGAUGUGUUGAAACUCAUUUUGUCGAAUGUUUUUACGUUUGUAAUUUAGUUUUUAUCACUCCUUAUUCUGGCCCCGGACCUCAUUUCUUACUCGAAAUGGAGUCGUGAAAAUGAUUUCAGUCUUUUCAUCUCAAUUGUUUGCUUACAUACUGUUGUCUGUACUUUCAUGAUAUAAAGGAGCUCAAACUGUCCAUGUCAAGACUUAAUCCAUGUAAUCUUUCCAGACAGUUUAUUACCAAUAUGUGGGCUUCAAAUUAUAAUUUAAGGUAAUUAUAUUAAGCCUCAUGCUGGUAGAUCCCAUACAUAGCCUCCAGGGUACUGUAAGCAUCUCUUAGUAGUAAUAGUAACAGUAUUUUCCUAGCAAUGGUCAUGGUAGCAUUAAUCAUCCAUAUACUGAAGUGGUGUGUGUUAUCAGAUAGUUUCAUACAUUUCAGUGUGCUCUUCACCUUACUGUCCAUUUCAAGUCAAUUUUAUCAUCAAUAUGUGUAAUGCCUUCCUCUCCACUGCUAAUGAAGAUCUGGAGUACUGUAUUGAUCUUCACCACACAUUGGUUUUCAUUGCUAAUUAUAUACACAAGUGCUGGAAUAUUUUCACAACUAAACAUGAUUUGCUGAAUUUUUUUUAAUUUUUAUUAUUAUUAUUAUUUUUUUCUCUCAAUUUGACCAACUAGAAGCAUAUUUGUUUUUGAAAGCCAAAAAGCAAAUUUUCAAUGUAAUUGAUAUACUUUGUAAAAUAUCAUAAAAGAGAAUAAUCGUUUAUGGAUUACUAAUAAUAGCUGAUAAAUAGUUGAGCUAUAUUUAAAGAUUUCUUGGCCAUGUGUUAGAAACAAACAAGCAUGAUGCAUUAAGUUAGCCUUCAACAAAUGCACUUCACAGUCUCACAGCGGAGAGACUUUAAUGGCAUUACCAAGGUACUCUGAAUUGCAUUUUCAAAGUGCGUUGAUGGAAUUGUCAGUUGUCAUUAGGCAUGAGAGACUGAAUGGACAUAAGGCUUGAAAGAAGAAUGGAACAUUCUCUCAAAUGAGCCUUAUAAUUUGACAAAUAUUGAAAAUGCAUUAACACUGUUAAUGACAUAUUCAGUAGUUUUUCCAUGUGUGGUGUCUGUAUUGCACAGUCUAACAUGACCAACCCUAAAAAAUUGUAUGUCAACCCUUGUUUCAUUUCAAUUGUCUGUCUUUUGCCUUUUUUUUUUUUUUUUUUUUUUUACAUCUGUUUUUAUGGUAAAAUUGGCCUAUUUGCUGGUUAUGUGAUAUCAUACCUCUUUUUGUACAAACUGUCAAUAAAAACCAGUGUAAAACCCA
Molecule: messenger RNA, 4224 nt
Organism: Myxocyprinus asiaticus (Chinese sucker)
Lineage: Eukaryota; Metazoa; Chordata; Actinopteri; Cypriniformes; Catostomidae
Product: solute carrier family 25 member 36-A-like
Exons: 7
Coding region: 378-1313 (311 amino acids)
Biological process (GO): pyrimidine nucleotide import into mitochondrion
Cellular component (GO): mitochondrion
Molecular function (GO): pyrimidine nucleotide transmembrane transporter activity
Source: RefSeq, a predicted model, not a curated record